UUGGUGAUCUUAGAUGAAGGCCAUAGACUCAAAAAUGACAAAUCAAAAAUAUCAAAAGCUAUUCGUGGAUUGCAGACGAAAAGAAGAAUUAUCUUGACUGGGACGCCUAUCCAGAACAAAUUGGAGGAAUACUGGUGCAUGGUUGAUUUCGUUUAUCCAGAGUUUUUGGGCACUAAGAAGAGAUUCAACAACCUAUUUGCAAAUCCGAUAAAAUGUGGCAUGUUAGCCGAUUCUGAGAUGUCAAAAGUGCGAAUGGGGAAACGACGAAUGCAUGUCCUUGUCAAGAAGCUUGCCCCCAUUGUACAAAGACGAGAUGAAUCGAUUCUUCGAGCUUUGUUGCCCCCCAAGCAAGAAUUCGUGUUAUACACGCGCCUCUCUGAAAUUCAACAGUGUUUAUAU
This is a messenger RNA of Guillardia theta CCMP2712, 399 nucleotides long. RefSeq lists its product as hypothetical. The annotation marks the transcript as partial. The transcript is spliced from 6 exons. NCBI's taxonomy places the organism in Eukaryota, Cryptophyceae, Pyrenomonadales, Geminigeraceae. Gene Ontology annotation, molecular function: ATP-dependent chromatin remodeler activity; ATP hydrolysis activity; ATP binding. Gene Ontology annotation, cellular component: nucleus. The record is from RefSeq and is a predicted model, not a curated record.